Molecule: messenger RNA, 5454 nt
Organism: Meleagris gallopavo (turkey)
Lineage: Eukaryota; Metazoa; Chordata; Aves; Galliformes; Phasianidae
Product: transforming growth factor beta activator LRRC32-like
Molecular function (GO): protein binding
Source: RefSeq, a predicted model, not a curated record
GCCCUAAAGCAGUGCCCCACAAGAGAGGGGACAGGACGUGGGGAGUUCACAGGCAUAGCAUGCAAACGGCCGGAGGUUCUCCACACCAGUCCCUGCCUUUGAUCAGGGACUUUUGGCUGAUUUCUUCUUCCUGCUCUGCAGACCCGUACCCAGGGCUGGGGUGAUGGCUGGGGCUCCCUACGAUGCACGGUGCAGAGGGAUGAGGAUGAUUGGGUUCAGCCAGAGGCCGGUGGCUCCUGGGUGGAGCUGCCUGGUUCCACAUCUGGACAGAUGUGCGCUGAGAACAAUCAGGGGUUGUUCUGCUGCAGCUGCCCUUGGCCCGACUGCAUCCACUGUGGGCGGUGGGGAGGGCUCAGCCCCCGGCACUGCAUGGGUCCAGAGCCACUGUCUGUCUGUCCAGGAGGAACCGCAGCCCAGAGGCAACAAAAUGCUCUCCAUGGUAUGAGCUGCUAAAGGGCAACCCCAGGAAAAGUCAGGCUGCUGUGUCUUUAGAUAUAAUCACAUAUAUAUGGAAUAUGCAAGUAGGGGGAAAAUGUUAUUAUCUAUCAUUCUGCCAGGCACAUCUAGGAACAAAGCAACCGCUCUACUGCUGCACCCAUAACAGAGCCAGCCCAGCUUGGGCUGAGACACAGCAGCUCUCUUCCAGGCCCACUGGGGAUGUGUCACUGAGGAGCACAGCUCUGUGUCCCUGCUGGGGACAAGGGAAGAGCUGCAUCCACCCCAGCUCCCACCCAGAGCUUUGCUUUGUGCCCCCCACCCAAGGGCUGAGCAGUGAGAGCACAGUGGUUGUGUCUCAGGGUGCACAGGAAGGGGUUCCUUACUUGUGGUCCUGGGGUCCUCAGUGGGAGUUGGGGUGUCCAGGCUGUGGGCACAUCCCUGGCACAGGGCGGAGGACGAGCAGCUCUAUGUGGGGAACUCCUGCAGAGCCCUCUGCUCUCCCAAGCACAGCGUUCCUUCCUGAUGCUUCAUUUCCACGGUGGUUUCAGUGGAUCACCUGAGCCCUCAUGCAGCCCUGCCUCCUCCCACUCCAGCGGUUUCUCUUUCCCUUCCUUGUGGUUUUGUGCAGUUUUUCCCCUCCAUGGUCGUAUAUGUCUCCUUUCACACUUCCGCAGCUGCUGACACCCCCUCUCUCUAUCUCCUUCCCCCGUCCAUGCCACAGCCUAUUUAUGGGGCUCUGUGCAGGGGCUGGAGCAGAGCGGUGGAGCUGCGAGCAGGGCUGGCGGUGCCACCAUGCGGAGUGUCUGUGGGGCAGGAUGCCUGCUGUUCUGCCUGCUGCCGGCCAUCCUCAGGACCCAGGCUGGUGGGGAGGCGAAGCCCAGGCCUCCACCGUGCCAGCAGAGCCCCACAGAGGUGUCCUGCAGGGCUGCUGGGCUGCACAGUUUUCCCAAGGACCUUCCCCAAGGAGUGAAGCACCUCGAUCUGUCCCACAACCUCCUUCAGAACCUGUCGGAGAGCCGCCUGCCUGCACUGGGGCAGCUCGAGCACCUGGACCUGCGCUCCAACCGCCUGGAGGCCAUCUCAGGGUCGGUGCUGGCCCAGCUGCCACGGCUGCACUCGUUGCUGCUGGGCUCCAACCGCCUGCACCAAAACCGUCAGGACAACGCGGUGACUUUCAGUGCACUGCAGAGUAUAGAGGUGCUGGACCUGUCGGCCAACGGCUUGGAGAGCCACAUGGUGAGGGGGUCCCUGAGUGGCCUCACUACACUGCAGGUGCUGCACCUGCAAGGAAACAGGCUGAGGCAGCUGCCGGCGGGCAUCUUCCAGGGCUCCCCGCGGCUGAGUGAGCUGGAUCUCAGCAACAACUACAUCAUGGACAUCGAGGAGGGAGCGUUUGAGGCAUUGCGGGAGCUGGUGGUGCUCAGCCUGGCCCUGAACUCCCUGCACUGCCUCUCCAGCUUCAACCUGCGGCAGCUGCAAGUCCUGAACCUGAGCCAUAACGCCCUGGAGCUGUUUGGCUGGGAGGAGGGAGGGGGUCCCUACCUGCUCCGGGUCCUCGACCUGAGCCACAACCGACUGCUCUCCUUCCCACAGCUCCCAGCCGCUCACCGCCUCGUGCACCUCAACCUCUCCCACAACUCCAUCACUUCCCUGGACCCCAGCUCACACCACCCAGCCCAGUUUGCGCUGCGCUACGAGGAGAUGGUGAGCUUCAGCACCUCGCUGGGCACCGCAGCCAGCCUGGCCCGCCUGGCCGAGCUGGACCUCAGCUACAACUGCCUGCAGCUGCUUCCGCUGCUGUUUUUCCGUGCCAUGCAUUCCCUGUUCACUCUCAGCGUGGCCAUGAACUGCCUCCAGGACAUCACUAUGGAGCUGCUGACCAGGGACGGGGAUGGGGACAGGAAUGGCACAGCUGUGUGGCAGGAGAACGCAGUGCUCUCCGUGCGCUCCAUGGACCUCCAUGGCAACGCCAUCCGUGCUCUGCCUCGUUGGUUCUUUGAUGCCCUGCCCCAGUUGGAAGCCAUCGACCUGGGCUCCAACAGCCUUCAGCCCUGUGGGAGUGACACGGGGGAGAUAUCAGGAGGGGGCUCUCCAAGGGCAGAACCCUGCACCGCCUUCCACACCAUCCCCCACCUGCAGCACCUCAGCCUUCGCAGGAACAGCCUCACCCAGCUGCUGCCCCGCACCUUCAGCCGAACGCCACUCCUCUCCUUGGACCUGUCUGAGAACCAGGGCCUGGCCGUGCCACGGGUGGCACUGGAGGGGCUGGAGCACUCCCUGCAGCAGCUCUGGCUGCGGGGGAACCGCAUGGACAACAGCGGGGCUGAGAUCCCCUGCUUGGAUGAGCUCAGGGUGUUGGACCUCUCGGGCAACCGCCUGAGCCUUCUGCCCACGGGUUUGUUCUGCUCCCCACUGCAAACCCUGGAUGUCAGCGGUAACCAGCUGCCAGCGCUGCCCAAGCAGGCACUGGUGGGGUGGACCCGCAGCCUGCAGACACUGUGCCUGGCAGGGAACCCUUUCCAUUGCUGCGAGCUGGGCUGGCUGGAUGCUCUGCAGGCAGCUGGUGUGCAACUGCCCGACCUGCACUGCGCACGCUGCAUCCACCACAGCAUCGCAAACAGGACAGCACCACUCAGCAGCCACCCGCCGUGGCCGUGCCCACAGCCCUGGGAUGGCAGCUCAGUGCUGGUGCUGGCAGCCCUGCUGGGUGUCCUGCUGUGUGCAGGCUGCAGGGUGUGCUGGCUGCGGGGCCACGGGAUGGGCAUCCUGCUGCCCCAGCCCCAAACAGACAGAGUGGCCGAGGGGAGGCCAGCACAGAGCAACACUGAAGUAUAGCCAGGAGAACCAACUGCAGCUCUGUGUUGUCAAUAAUACUAUUAAUAUGAUUAUAUUUCAGACACCUCUCCCAACACUCUGCGGUCUGCGGAUGUGAUCGCGCACACCCAGCGCUGGGCAGGCACCAGGCAGAGCUGGGUUCCUGCAGCCCAUUCUUUGCAGGGAGGAAGUUGCCCCAUCCGCAGGGCCAUGAGCAGUGUCAGGAGAGGUUCUGCCCUCUGCUCAUGGGAAGGGAAUUGUCCCUGCAGCCAGGAGCGUGGUGCCACCACCGUGAGUUCGGCAGCCCGGCUCCCAGCUGGCACACGUAGGGUCAGCAAAGGAUGGACGAGGCAGCAGACGGGUGCUGGCUUUGCCAAGGGGCUGAGAAAUCAAGGAGAGCAACCAAAGAAGGACAAAGAGGGACUGAGGUGUGGAAAUCAAUCCAGGGAAACGGUGCAUGGUCCUCUGCAUCUGUGUCUGAUUCAACAAGCUGCUCUCUGGGCUGCAUCCCACGGUUGCUCCCAGGAGAGCCCCAUGGUUUUGGUGUUAGAAGCUUUCUCUUGGUUGAACAUGAGGUUGAGAGAUCUGAAGGAUGUUGGUACCAAACUGAAAUGUUUGUGUCAAAAAGCUGUGUCAAAGUGAUUUGUGCCCAGCUGUGGGACAAUGCAACUCCUAGUCUGAGAGGAGCACUGUGGCUGACAGCAUUACAGAUUUUCUAGAAAAUCAGUUGAGAAAUCCAGCAAAACUAAUUCUUUCCAGUGGAAACCUUUCACAUGUCACUGAAUCACUCCAUUUUCAAAGUAAAAGAAAUUUUAUCAGAAGUUCCCAACUGGCUGCUCUGCUAACUUACGUGGAAAUCACCUUGUCUACAACUAACUCGAGUUAAUAGUUGAGCUUUAUCCCCUUUUCUCCAUGGGAUCAGGAGCCUGGUUGGGAGCUGUGGGAUGCAGUGGGCAGAGUCCCCCUCGUGCUGCCCCUCUGAUGGGCACAGCCCACACCUCCCCCAGCUCUGCUGUAGGAUAACACACACUUGGGCUGCUGUGCUCCCACUCUGUGUUGCACCCAACUCACACAGCCACGCACGGCCACGACAGCAGAGCUGCUGCUGGAGCUGUCCCUACUUUUGAGUUUUUGCUGCUUCUGAUCUUAAAGCCACCACCCCUGUACUGCAUGCAGGUGGGAUUUAUGUUUCCAGCAGCUGUGGUGUUCGCUCUGUGGCUUCGGGAUGGGACCGGGGCUAAUGGCAGCGCCUCUUCCCCGUCCCAUCCCCAUCUGCACAUCCUCCAGGACCUCUGCCCUGUGCCCUCCUCCCGCAGGACGGUGCCACCGCUGCUUCCCAUUAUCACUCCGUACCGCCGCCUCUGCUGCGUGACUCAGUGCCACCCCCGCCAGCCACUCCUGCCUCAUUGGUGAGGUCGAGCGUGUCAUGCAUGACACUCUUUUCGUCUUUGCUGGGGCUCUGGCCAGACGGGGACCCGCACCUCCCUCUGGCAGCCACAGAGCUGCUGGCAGCGAGCGGGGAGGGAAGGCAGCUCCCAGGCAUCCCCUGCCUUGUUCAGAUGCAGACAGCUGUUGUGCAGCUGGGUGCCCCCACCCCGCCGCCUUCUAUCCUGGUGCCCUGGGGACAGGGCGUGCAGCAGAGCCCAGUCUGUGCUGGGACACUUCUGUCACAAUCGCCCCAUGGCAGUGUCCCCACGUGCUCUGUUCCCUUUGAGCUGCACGCCCGUGGUCUCUGUCCCCAGUUGUAAGGUGCCGCUGACCCAGGCAGAGCUGAGCGAGUGCCACGGGAAGCAGAGACAGACCACUAUUGUGUGUCAGUGUCCCAGCAGCUCAGCUGAUGGGCUCCUCAGGAAGGUCGCUGCCUCCCUCAGCCUGUGCUGAGGUCACCGACACCUCGGAAAGAGGAAGGAGGUGGUUUGGCUGAAGUCAAUUGUCACAACCACCACCACAGGGGCGCCUCCGGUACCACCCGCAGCCCACGACAUGACAGAGGUGGGCCUGGGGGCCGGAGCGGAGGCCACACUUCACAGGUGUCCCCCCCGCUCUCACACCGUACCUGUCCCCAGCUGUGCAUCACUGCACUUUCUCCCAGAGAGAGAAGAGGACGCCUUUCCCAGGCUGGGAAUCCCCUUCCUCACCUCCUCCUGCCUCAAGGCAGCUCCGCAUGGAAGUGGAAGAGGUAUUUUUAGCGCUUGCCCUGCA